GAAACACUGAUGGAAGGAGAGAAUAUGCAAGAAGAAUUUUCAUUUGUCCCAUCCUCUGAAAUUAACUCGGACCCUCCAAAAGUGAAGAAUAAGAGGGGGAUCACAACCUGUAAUGCUGUUGUGCUAGCAACCCAAGAUGGGAAAAAAUUAGAGGUUUAUUUUCCCAACACAGGGACAGAGGCUGUUGGUAAGAAUGCUCGGCACUUAGUUAGUUUCUGUGGGGUUCUAAUAAAAAAACAUGCUAAGUUGAGUGCCACGAAUUGG
Molecule: messenger RNA, 264 nt
Organism: Linum tenue
Lineage: Eukaryota; Viridiplantae; Streptophyta; Magnoliopsida; Malpighiales; Linaceae
Source: the annotation of a GenBank genome assembly